CUAUCAGCUACCCGUCAAAUCGUUCCGCUGAACCACCUUCUACAACAGUUUGGAGAAAUGUCGGGAUUGAAGGUCCAGCCGAAGAAAAGUGUACUGAUCCCGUUGAAUACAGCAUGGUCUCAGAAGUGGUGUCAUGGUUACCCUGUGCUUGCAAAAGGUGAUACCACUCUUAUCUUGGGUUAUCACUUUGGUAAUCACGAUACGACAGGCUACAAUUGGGAAAUACGGCUCAUGAAUUGUAAGAAACGAUUGCAAGUUGCGACCCAGGUUACUAAUUCCGUGAAGCAACGGGUAGUCCUCUUCAAUACGGUAAUACUACCAGCGAUCUUGUUCACUGGUAUGCAUUUCACUGUACCGAGAGAGAUUCUGAAGCGGCUCGAGCGACUCCAAAAAAGAUUUAUAUGGAAAGGUACAACGAAGGAGGUCAAUGGUCGGCAUAAA
Messenger RNA from Phytophthora sojae, 441 nucleotides. RefSeq lists its product as hypothetical. The record is from RefSeq and is a predicted model, not a curated record. NCBI's taxonomy places the organism in Eukaryota, Oomycota, Peronosporomycetes, Peronosporales, Peronosporaceae. The transcript has a single exon. The annotation marks the transcript as partial.